UUAUGUUCAUUCUCUUGAACCAAACGCAUAAAGCGGCGGCCUUCGAAUCCUUCUCUCUUUCUAUAUCUCUAUAUAUAAAUACUCAUCCGUUGGAUCGACCGGAGGGAAUUGUCGCCGGCGAAUUCUGCGCAGGCGUAAUGGAGGAUGAGGCGGAGAUAUACGAUGGGGUCAGAGCGCAGUUCCCUUUGACAUUCGGUAAGCAAUCCAAGUCUCAAACCCCUCUCGAAGUUAUUCACAAGGCAACUCGUCGGAGUGAGGCUGCUGCCGGGAGCUCUAGUGGAGGUUCUGAAAAUCGUUUCACAUCGAGCUCUGGGGAGAGUACCAAUGCGCUUCCUUCUCUAUCUGGCUCCUCUAAGGAGUGGCUUGAAUCUUUCAAAAACGCUAACCCUAGAAAUUCGAAUAAGGGUUCGAAAGAGGGUAAAUUGAUUGGACCUUCGAGGCCGCCUCCCGGAAGUGAAGUAGCGGAUGAAGAGGAUGAGAAAAUGCUUGGGCCGCCGAGGCCAGCUGCCGGCGGCGAUCCUGAGGAUGCUGAUCCCAUGGUUGGACCGCCUAGACCUCCUCCUGGCGAAGCUGAUGAUGAACCAAUGAUUGGACCGCCUAGACCUCCUCCUCUCGGCGAUAUUGACGACGAACCGAUGAUUGGACCGCCUCGACCAGCUCCAGGCCAGGUAGAAACUGAUUCUGAGGAAGAUAUGGAUGACGAAGGCGAGGGUUCUGGAUAUCGAAUUCCGUUGAGUAACGAGAUUGUCUUGAAGGGGCAUACCAAGGUGGUCUCAGCUCUUGCUGUGGAUCAAACAGGUUCUCGUGUGCUGUCCGGAAGCUAUGACUAUACAGUUCGAAUGUAUGAUUUCCAAGGGAUGAAUGCUCGUCUUCAAUCCUUUAGACAGCUUGAACCGUUUGAAGGUCAUCAAAUUCGUGGCUUGAGUUGGAGUCCUACUGCAGAUCGGUUUCUAUGUGUAACUGGCUCGGCUCAGGCUAAGAUUUACGAUCGUGAUGGACUUACACUGGGUGAGUUUGUCAAGGGGGAUAUGUAUAUUAGAGACCUUAAGAAUACUAAAGGCCACAUAUCUGGAUUAACUUGCGGAGAAUGGCACCCUAAGGCUAAAGAGACAAUCUUAACGUCGUCUGAGGAUGGUUCGCUGCGAAUAUGGGAUGUAAAUGAUUUCAAGAGUCAAAAGCAGGUUAUUAAACCCAAACUUUCAAGACCGGGACGAGUACCUGUCACCACUUGUGCCUGGGAUCGUGAAGGAAAACGGUUUGCAGGUGGUAUAGGUGAUGGCUCUAUACAGUUAUGGAACACAAAAGCUGGAUGGGGAAGCAGACCAGACACAUAUAUUGGAAACGGUCACACGGAUGACAUUACAGGACUAAAGUUUUCGAGUGAUGGACUAAUAUUGGUGUCGAGGAGCUUCGAUGGUUCGCUCAAGGUCUGGGAUUUACGUCAAGCAAAGAAGCCUCUUUGUGCAUUCAACAAUCUUCCAAAUAAUUAUGCACAGACAAAUAUCGCAUUCAGCCCCGAUGAACAACUUAUCUUAACUGGAACAUCGGUUGAGAAAGAAAGCACAACAGGAGGUCUGCUUUGUUUUUAUGACAGGGCCAAAUUAGAACUUGUCUCGAGAGUUGGAAUAUCUCCCACAUUUAGCGUCGUCCAGUGCGCUUGGCAACCAAGACUAAAUCAGAUAUUCGCAACUGUCGGGGACAGACAUGAAGGCGGGACACACAUACUCUACGAUCCAACAAUCAGCGAGAGAGGAGCCCUUGUAUGUGUUGCCCGUGCACCAAGGAAGAAGUCAAUCGAUGAUUUUGAGGCACAGCCCGUUAUCCACAACCCGCACGCACUGCCUCUAUUUAGAGAUCUACCCAGCCGGAAACGACAGCGCGAGAAGAUACUCAAGGAUCCGCUCAAGUCUCACAAACCCGAGCUGCCCAUAUCAGGGCCAGGCCACGGUGGAAGAGUCGGCACCACCAAGGGUAGCUUGCUGACACAAUACCUCCUUAAGCAAGGUGGCUUGAUCAAGGAAACGUGGAUGGACGAAGAUCCCCGGGAGGCAAUUCUCAAGCAUGCGGAUGCUGCCGCGAAAGAUCCUAAAUUCAUCGCCCCCGCAUAUGCAUCAACACAACCCGAACCGGUCUUUGCCAAGUCCGACUCAGAGGACGACGAAAAAUAAGAGGUAACCGGGGAUUGUGAGUAUUAUUUCUCAUCCACACUUCACCUUGCAUGACAUUACAUCUCUUUUUGCUUAAGGACGUAGGAACUAUGAAUAGGAAGAGGCAAGAAAUGCACAGGACAUUAGUUUUACACAUCAUUUUCUUCUUGUUAAUUUUGUAUGCAUUGCUUAUCUCUUGAUGUUUUCACUUGGUUUAUAUAAUAUUCCCCAUUCCCCUUACUUUUGUUAGUUU
Molecule: messenger RNA, 2400 nt
Organism: Andrographis paniculata
Lineage: Eukaryota; Viridiplantae; Streptophyta; Magnoliopsida; Lamiales; Acanthaceae
Exons: 8
Coding region: 3-2168 (721 amino acids)
Biological process (GO): regulation of DNA double-strand break processing
Cellular component (GO): nucleus; site of double-strand break
Molecular function (GO): protein binding
Source: RefSeq, a predicted model, not a curated record